This is a messenger RNA of Colletotrichum higginsianum IMI 349063, 1809 nucleotides long. RefSeq lists its product as uncharacterized. The record is from RefSeq and is a predicted model, not a curated record. Lineage: Eukaryota; Fungi; Ascomycota; Sordariomycetes; Glomerellales; Glomerellaceae. The transcript has 4 exons. The coding region runs from base 1 to 1809 and encodes 602 amino acids.
AUGGAACGCCCGUCCGGGUCGGACGAGGAGACCUCACUGCUGGCUUAUGGGCGUGCCGCUGAGGAGCACAGAUGGAAAGAUCAAAAGGGAGGCCACGGUGACGGAAGCCUUUCGGGUAGGCAGCGAGAGCAAAAGCGUCAAGGCCCAGACACUACUCCGGCUAUGGAACCGUUUAUCUCGGGAUCUCGCGACAGUUUUGGCAACCUGCCUCCAAACGUAGUGGAAGAGUUGAAGAAGAUGAUCAAGGAAGAGGUCGCCCAAGCCUCUCAGGUAGCCCAGCUGAAAGCCUACGAGACCGAGACAUCUAUCAAUGCUACACGGCUCUCCUCGCUUUCCAGCCAAAACCCUGUCUUCACGCCACCGUAUCCCAGCCCGACGUCCUCAGUCAUAGAACCUCUGGGUAUGUCCAAGGUAUCCUCGUCCAAGGACCGAAUUCCGGGAGACGCCACGCAUGUGAAGGCGGCGCUGGCAGCACAAUACCAAACCCCGUCCCUUAGUCCGGUCUCUCUGCCGGCGUCUCAGUCCAUCUCGUCCAUCAGCCCUGAACAGAAAGCCGUCCAUUUCCGGAGCAGUGGUCCGCCAGUCAUUCACUGCCAGCCUCGUGUAGACUCGGAGUCGGAAUCCGUCUCGCCUACCAACCCUGUUGCCGCGCCGCGGGUCGAGCUGAGCAGUGUCGACAAAGCUUGGGGGAUUCUGUUUGACUCCGAGGGUUAUCCUACACAACGUCUCAACUCUGUACUCCGGGGCCUGGCGAUCUUCAUGAUUGCCGAGUUUGGACCCCCGGAGACCCUGGUUGUCACCCCUGACAAGAUGCUGGCUCUGUAUUCAAAGUACAGGAUCGAGCCUGAGAAGUUUGAGUAUGAAGUGAUCUUCAGAUCACGUUCCGACGAUGCGCUGAAGCGGAUCGAGUUCCUGUACCAGGAUUUGGACUGCCAGUACCACCUCGUCCAAGCUGCACCCAGAUCCCAUCCCCACGUUCCGGGUCUGACCCCCGUCGGCUUCGCCAAGUGGAUGAUCAGCAACAUCCUCGCGUAUCCCGAUCCGGAAGCCAGGCGCCUACACGCCGUCAUGUCCGCCCUGCCCGUCAACGCCGACGGACCUCUACUCGACGGCAAGCCCGAGAGGCUACCCAGACAGCUCUCCCGCCACCUCUUUCCAGAGUCCCACGACAGAAAGCUCCGCAAGAUCCUCGACGAGGCGGUGUGGGAUUGUCUCGAGGACGUUGCGCCGCCCCUCCCGUCCAUUCCGAGAGCCAGGCCCUUCGAGGCGAACACGCACACCCGGCGGUCCGGCGGUGAAUCAAGGCGUCCCGCUCCCGUGCCAUACCGCAAGACAUACGACCGCGAAAGCUACCGCGUCGAGCCGCACCCCUCGAGGCUCCUCCGGGCCAACUCGGACGCGGGCGCCUCGCUGCCGAGACACCGCGACCUCCCUCCCCCGCCGAUGGGACGACACUCGGAUCCCCCGAGACAACGCAGCCCAUCCCCGACCAACCGGUACAGCGCCUCGCUGCCAACCAUCUCGCAGCACCACCACCACCAAGCCGGGUCUCCGUCGUCUUCGUCACAGCUCACCCCCGCGUACAUCCGGGGAAGCGAGGCCAACUACGGCGUGUACCCUGGCCGAGACGGCCGCGACCAGGGUUUGAGGGACGAGUCGCCGCGGUCGCCGGGUCUCGGCAGACGUGGCGGCACCAGCUUGGGGUCCGACCGGGGCCCGACGUGGGAGGACGUGUACAGUCGUAAGGAGUCCUCCUCCGGCGGGCGGGUGUCGUCUACCGACGCAGCAUCGCAUCGGUCGUCUCGUUGA